This is a messenger RNA of Closterium sp. Yama58-4, 948 nucleotides long. NCBI's taxonomy places the organism in Eukaryota, Viridiplantae, Streptophyta, Zygnematophyceae, Desmidiales, Closteriaceae. The record is from the annotation of a GenBank genome assembly.
AUGUUCUUUCAUUCCCGGGAUCCGUCAUUCAAGGAUGCUGACAUUCAGAGGAUUCUGGAAAAGCUGAAGGCUUCUAGAAACUUUGGUGACAAGAUCAAGAUGUUUUCAGCCAAGGACUUUGAGAACAUCGCUAAGAAUGUGGAUCACCGCAAGGGAGAGGGUUAUGAUGAUGACAUCGUCGCUGACGACUCGUCCGACGUCGUCGAGCUGACGCCGAACAAUUUCGGCGAUUUCGUGGGAACGGAGAAGGCGGUUUUCGUGAAAUACUACGCACCAUGGUGCGGCCACUGCAAGAAGCUGGCUCCGGAUUACGAGAAACUCGCCACAGCCUUCAAGAAAACCAAGACGGUGGUGAUUGCCAAGGUGGACUGUGACGCGUACAAGGAGAUGUGCAGCGACUACAGGGUGCGUGGCUACCCCACUCUCAAGUGGUUUCCCGCUGGCACUGACAUUCCAGACGACUAUGACGGGCGCAGGGAGGCUGCAAGCAUGGUGACAUGGGUGAAUGAGAAGCUGGGCACGAGUGUGCGUGUGCCAGUGGCCGUGUCUCACGUGGUGGACCUCACACCUGCCACCUUUGAUGCGGUCGCUCUAGACCCCACCAAGCACGUGCUCGUAGAGUUCUACGCCCCGUGGUGCGGCCACUGCAAGCAACUCGCCCCUGUAUACGAGCAGGUGGCAGAGGCAUUCAGGCUGGAGAGUAACGUGGUGAUCGCCAAGGUGGACGCUGACCAGCACCAGCAGCUCAAGGACAGGUUCGCCAUAUCGGGCUUCCCCACGCUCAAGUGGUUCCCAGCAGGCAGCGGGGCGGAGGAGGGAGGACAGGAAGGGGAGCAGUACAGCGGGGAGAGGGGGUUGAUGCAGCUGGUGCGGUUUGUGAAUGAGCGCGCCAGCACCAGCAGGACCAUCAAGGGCGGCCUCACUGGUGCGGUAAGUUCGUGUCCGUAG